AUGUCGAGCUCCGAGAUCCCCACGCGCCAGCAAUUGAAUAAUGGUGCCUAUACAGUAGGCAUUAUCACAGUUCUGCCCAAUGAGCUGGCGGCGGCCAUUGCGGUACUGGCCGAGGAACACGACCCCCCAUCCGACCUCGCGCAGCCUGGUGCACACCAGAACAACUAUACUUGGGGUCGUAUUGCAAAUCACAAUGUCGCAAUCGUUCAAAUGAAGGAGCCGGGAAAGGUUAGCUCUGCAGCCACUGCGAUGGCUAUGCUUACAACAAUUCCUUCCAUUCGGUUCUUCCUCAUCGUAGGCACUGGAGGAGGUGUACCAUAUCCGAACAAGAAACCCAAGGAUCAAGUUCGACUUGGAGAUGUUGUCAUCAGCGCCCCGUCCGGCGCAGCCGCCGGUGUAGUGCAAUACGAUCUCGGCAAGGAGCAAUCAAAAGAUGGCAACAGCUAUUUCCAACGUACGGGGUCGCUGGGCCCUCCUCCACGAGAGCUUCGUACUGUGCUCAAUGUCUUCAAAGCACGAAUGGUGCCAUCUCAUCUUGAUCAUAGCAUCGGACAGGUAGUGGAAAGGUUGGGUACCGGGAUCACGAGAUUCAACGAUGGUCCCUCUCCCGCGUGUCCCGGUCCGGAAAAUGAUUGCUUGUUUCCAGCCUCAUACGAGCACCAGUUGUCUAAGUCGCGCUUCUCUGCCGCAAAAUCUAGACUUUUUCAACGGUCUGACAAUUCAUCCCAGCAAGAGCUCAAAGAUUGUCAGUUUUGCAACCGAAACAAAGCGGUGGAACGAGGAAACCGAGACUCAUCAUGGACGCCGGAAAUCCACUACGGCCUCAUUGCUUCUGGAGACAAAGUCAUCAAGAAUGCGGAAGUGAGAGACAGUGUCGUCAGUCAACUACGUCAGAAAGAUGUCGGAGAGUGUUUGUGUUUUGAAAUGGAGGCGGCUGGUCUCAUGAACGACUUUCAAUGCUUGGUCAUUCGAGGCAUCAGCAACUACGCUGACACUCACAAGAAUGAUACGUGGCAAGCUUAUGCUGCUGUAACGGCAGCUGCAGUCGCGAAGAUGCUGCUUCAAUUGAUCGAAGCUCCCGAGCUCGCUUGA
Messenger RNA from Diplodia corticola, 1092 nucleotides. RefSeq names its product pfs domain-containing protein. The transcript has a single exon. The record is from RefSeq and is a predicted model, not a curated record. NCBI's taxonomy places the organism in Eukaryota, Fungi, Ascomycota, Dothideomycetes, Botryosphaeriales, Botryosphaeriaceae. Gene Ontology annotation, biological process: nucleoside metabolic process. The coding region runs from base 1 to 1092 and encodes 363 amino acids. Gene Ontology annotation, molecular function: catalytic activity.